CGUCCUGUCAAUGUCAUGGAACCAAGCUCGAAUUGAUCCUGGCUCCCAUCUUCACUUCAUUAACUUCAAGCUCACCAUCUUCGUUGUUUGCAUUGGUGACUGUGCUUAUUCUUUGGUAUAAGCAGUAUCAGCAACUCGCUCUUUGGCGGUUUGUGUAUCUCAUCUCUUCCACACAGCAAACACUCACCAUACAAUCACCUGCAAUGGUUCGCUCAGGUCUCGCCAAGCUUGCCCGUGUGGUGGCCAGCCGUGGCAUCCAGACGACUCGUGCCUCGCGCGCCACUCUUCCCAGCCUUUCAGCAGCUUCCACUUUCGUCCCAGCAUUGCCACGGGCCUCUGCCCUCUCCGCCCGCUUCAUUUCCAAGAGCUCGGCCACCCACCACCAGGGCAUCACCCCGGACAAUCAGGAUGUCACUCCAAAGGAGGAGACCCCGAAGCCCAUCCAGACCCCAGCUGAAAUCACAGACUCAGAGUACCAUGCCCUGGCCGAUGAGUAUAUGGACAGGCUCUUGCAUCACCUCGAGGACCUAGCCGAGAGGAGAAGUGAGAUGGAUGUUGAGUACUCUGCUGGUGUCAUGACCGUAGACUUUGGCCAAGACACCGGCACCUAUGUGAUCAACAAGCAGCCCCCCAACAAGCAAAUCUGGCUCUCGUCUCCCAUGUCGGGCCCCAAGCGUUACGAUUACGUCGUCCUUGGUGAAGGUCAACAUGAGAAGCAGGACACCGCGGCCGGAGAUUGGGUGUACCUGAGGGACGGCACCACCUUGUCCGAGCUUUUCAAAAAGGAGAUCGGUGUCGAUAUUAGUAUGUCGAUCGGUCAAUAUGGCGAACAGCCUCAUUAGCAUCGUUAGUUGGCGUGUGAGCAUUUUGACGAUUUUAUGAAUAGGGGAUGACUGCAGGCAUGUCAGCGUGUUUUGACUGGCUUUAUUCAUGUUAGCUACCUCUGGUGUUGUUGGAGCAGCAGUUAGGAUUACGAGGUAGUCAAUGUUUUGUACAAUAGUGUAUGAUAUGGCAAUUGAUGAGGGAAAUGCCCAAACCAACAGUUUCGUCCGUAGGGACAUUCAGUGCUUUGUUCAAACUCUCAAGUGCGUCAUUG
Podospora pseudocomata is the source of this 1096-nucleotide messenger RNA. RefSeq lists its product as uncharacterized. Gene Ontology annotation, molecular function: iron chaperone activity; ferrous iron binding; ferroxidase activity. The coding region runs from base 204 to 842 and encodes 212 amino acids. Lineage: Eukaryota; Fungi; Ascomycota; Sordariomycetes; Sordariales; Podosporaceae. Gene Ontology annotation, biological process: intracellular iron ion homeostasis; iron incorporation into metallo-sulfur cluster. The transcript has 2 exons. The record is from RefSeq and is a predicted model, not a curated record. Gene Ontology annotation, cellular component: mitochondrion.